Molecule: messenger RNA, 699 nt
Organism: Leptomonas pyrrhocoris
Lineage: Eukaryota; Euglenozoa; Kinetoplastea; Trypanosomatida; Trypanosomatidae
Product: putative mitochondrial small myristoylated protein-1, putative (SMP-1)
Exons: 1
Coding region: 301-699 (132 amino acids)
Source: RefSeq, a predicted model, not a curated record
GUGAGAUUCGCUUACCCGCCUUCGUUUUCGCAAUUACUAUUCUCCUGCAUCUCUCCUUUUUCUUUCUUCCCGCUGUUUUGCUGUCCUGUGCUUUCGUUUUAACUCUGCGUGUACAUGAGCAUAUUUAUAGCUCACAUUCACUCACACACACACACAUAGGUCUCCACAAAAAAAGUGUUGUUGAUAUUUCGGUUGUUGCUUAUUCCAGCUUAACACACCCGGGCUUCUCUCUUUCCCCCACCCGCUCCUCACCUUUCGAAAUUUUACCUCUCCCCCCGCCUACGCGCACCGCUCUUCAUAAUGGGCUGCGGAGCUUCUACCGACAACGCCAACGUGACGUACCUGAACGGCAAGCCCACCUUCAAAGGCGAUGACGUCACCAAGGGCUUCGAGAAGGACAACGGCCUUCUCUUCCGCAUCGUGAACAAGAAGAAGAAGCAGUGGGCCUACUACAACGACACGAAGCAGUACGAGAUGCACGUCACCGUCACCUUCAACGAGGACUGCGACAUCAAGGCACUCGGCAAGACGAAGCUGGAGCAGCAGGAUAAUGGCGAGUGGGUAGCUCACGUCGUCGUCUACCCGAUGGAGACGGAGAUGUUCAUCGAAGGACGCGUGAACGGCUUCCGCUCCAAGAUGGACGCCCUCCCGCUCUCCGACGAGUACCGCCAGCGCCAGGAGGAGAAGGCGAAGAAGUAA